Messenger RNA from Quercus lobata, 747 nucleotides. RefSeq lists its product as uncharacterized. The transcript has 2 exons. Gene Ontology annotation, molecular function: RNA-DNA hybrid ribonuclease activity; nucleic acid binding. The coding region runs from base 1 to 747 and encodes 248 amino acids. The record is from RefSeq and is a predicted model, not a curated record. NCBI's taxonomy places the organism in Eukaryota, Viridiplantae, Streptophyta, Magnoliopsida, Fagales, Fagaceae.
AUGGCUUCCGAUGAAGUGUGCGGUAAAUUGAGCACUGAGUUCUUUGAAGGUGCUGAUGGAGUUCGGUGUCAGUCGGUUGAACCAAAUUCUCGCUGCGCCUUUCAGCGUCGUAGGGAAGGCUCUGCACAUGAUGGUGACUGUUACUCCUUGAAGGUUCAUUGGGGUCUUGAAGAUGGUAAAAUUGGGUUGAUAGAGGAAUUUAAAGCUUCACAGGAUCAGUUGGCUAUCCAUGCGUCCAGGGAGGCAGUGCAAUCGUGGUGUCCACCUCCAGGUACUUUGUUUAAGUUGAACUUUGAUGCGGCUGUCUUCAUGGAUACGGAGUCAUCGGGUUUUGGCGUGGUUAUAAGGAACAACAUGGGUGAAGUGAUGGCGGCGUUGUCAACAAAGGGCCCUCCAGUUGCAAACAGUAAAGAAGCGGAGAUUUUGGCUUGCCGGAAGGCUUUGGAAUUUGCUGUGGAGGCGGGUUUCCAAGAUGUCGUGGUGGAGGGAGAUAAUGGCACUGUAAUGAACGGCUUGACAACAGUCAAACCCGUCAACUCAUGGCUGGGAAAUAUAUAUGAAGAUGCUCGUUGCUUGGCUAUGAGAUUUUGGAGUGUAUCAGCUAGUUGUAUACGUCGUAGUGCGAAUGGAGUGGCCCAUUCUUUGGCCAGGUUUGCAAGACAAUUAAGUGAGGACUAUGUAUGGUUGGAAGAACAACCAACCCCUGCCAUUGAGGCUUUGUAUGCGGACUCUUUUGCUACUGCUUAA